AUGGAAUCUGAACACGUGUGGCGCGUGGGAGCGUGCAACAGAAACCCUUCUCUCAACAACGACAACAAUAUCUUCAACGGAAUAAUGCUCCGUUUCCGACCAAUCGCACCGAAGCCAGUCACCGGAGAACAAACUCCGGCGAACCAGAGCACCACUGCUUCACUUCCAGGUAAAAGAACUAAGAGAAAGUACGUUAGAAUUCGAAGAAACAACGGUUACAUCAAAAAGAAUAGUUGUAAGAAAUCUUCACCGGAAGAAGAAAUUGUUGUUCAACAUUCAAAUUCAAAUGAUGAAAUGAAAAGGAAUCUUGCAGUUGUUACGUUACAGUUGAUGCCGGAGAAAGCAGCAGCUACUUCAAACGUUGAUCUUAAUCUUAAUCUUAAUCUAACAGUUGAAAAUAUUCAGAUCUUGGAUAAUCUGAACCGGAGUCAGAAUAAUCCAGAUCUUGAAACUAUGAACGCCGGGAAGUUUUUAGAUCUGUUACCGGCGGUGGAGAAAGCGGUGGUGGAGUCAUGGAUAACGGUGGAGAGUGUGACGGGCAUGUGCAUGGUUGUAGAGAAAGUGAAAAAUAUUGAAACUGACACGUGUCCGUGUUUUAUUACAGACGGUAACGGUAAAGUUUUGAGGGUUAACGAUGCGUAUAAGAAGAUGGUGGUGAAUGAGGAAAGUGAAGAAGUUGAAGUUGUGAUUUGGUUGAAGGUGAAACAAAGUGUUGCAUGGUGUUAUUCUUACCCAGCUUUUACUUGUGGUGUUAGGUUACAGUACACGUGGCGGAAUGAGAAGUGUUUGAAAAUGGUUCCUUGUGAUGUUUGGAGAUUAGAGUGUGGUGGGUUUGCAUGGAGGUUAGAUGUUAAAGCUGCUCUUAGUUUGGGACUUUGA
This is a messenger RNA of Medicago truncatula (barrel medic), 879 nucleotides long. RefSeq lists its product as uncharacterized. Bases 1 to 879 code for a protein of 292 amino acids. The record is from RefSeq and is a predicted model, not a curated record. The transcript has a single exon. NCBI's taxonomy places the organism in Eukaryota, Viridiplantae, Streptophyta, Magnoliopsida, Fabales, Fabaceae.